Messenger RNA from Trifolium pratense (red clover), 1827 nucleotides. RefSeq lists its product as uncharacterized. The transcript has 3 exons. NCBI's taxonomy places the organism in Eukaryota, Viridiplantae, Streptophyta, Magnoliopsida, Fabales, Fabaceae. The record is from RefSeq and is a predicted model, not a curated record. Bases 469 to 1527 code for a protein of 352 amino acids.
CCACUCACCUAAUCCAAAACUCUCUUGUACGAAAUCAAAGACCAAACCAAACAAACAAAAAAAACACAAAACCCAUUCUUAAGAAGAAAAAAAAAACUUUUUCUACCGUCGCCGGAGAAAUGAACAUUCCGGCAAAACUAACUUCACCGUCGAUUAACAAUGCUCGUCUCUCCGAUCACCGUCGUCAUGUCUUUCACGAAACUCAUUUUCUUCAAAUAAUCACUUUCUUAGCCUAGGAGAAUAAUUAACAAAGUACAUAUACAUAGAGAAAAAUAAUUUACUCUUUUUCUUUCUUUCUUUCUUUCUUUUAUAUCUUUUUCUUUCUCACAAAAACAUGCUUAACUUGUGAGUUUUGACUAGCUUUGUAAUUUUGACUUGUGACUGUGAUAAUGAACUGAAUUUAUAGCUCCAAAAAAAAGGAGCAUAGUUAGAGAGAGAGAGAAGAAAUUGUUGCUGUGAAAUUUUGUUAUGGCUCCAUUGAAGAUCCAACCUAUUGAUGUUGAUUCUGAGAAAGUUACGGAACCGGUUCGCAAUGAACCGGUUUCGAAGUGGAGGUUAAGGAGAUUCUUCGUUUUUGAUAAACAGUUUCCGAAGAAAGAUGGUGGUGGUGGUGGUGGAGGUGGAGCUGAGUUGGAACCAAGCUCUGUUUGCUUGGCGAAAAUGGUUCAGAGUUUCAUGGAGGAACCGCAACAACCGCAACCUCAACCACAGCCUCUUAGAUGCGGUCGUAACCGCUGUAACUGCUUUAACGCUAAUAGCUCCGACGAAGAUGAUUUCGAUCUCAACGGUAGUGCACAUGAAUCAGCCACCGAUUCUACUGACUCGCUCAAGAGUUUGAUUCCUUGUGCAAGUGUUGAAGAGAGGAAUUUAUUAGCAGAUGCGGCGAAGAUUGUUGAAAAGAAUAGCAAGGUUUACAAAAGGAAAGAAGAUUUGAUUAAGAUCGUUUCUGAAAAUCUUCAAUCUCUAGGUUACGAUUCAUCAAUUUGCAAAUCAAAAUGGGAGAAAACAUCUUCAUGUCCUGCUGGUGAAUAUCAAUUUAUUGAUGCGAUUGUGGAAGGAGAAGCGUUGAUAAUUGAUAUUGAUUUUCGAUCGGAGUUUGAGAUCGCUCGAUCUACCGGAACCUACAAGACGAUCCUUCAAUCUCUACCGUUCAUUUUCGUCGGGAAAAAGGAACGGUUGAAGCAGAUCGUGUCGGUUAUGGCGGAAGCUGCGAAACAGAGUUUGAAGAAGAAAGGGAUGCAUGUUCCGCCGUGGAGGAAGCGUGAUUACAUGCUUGCUAAGUGGAUCUCUCCUUCUGCUGCUAGGUCAAAGCAAGUCUCCGAUGCGGCGGUGCUGGAAACAGUGUCGUCGGAGGUUGCUGUGGAUGCUGAUUUUGGUGAAUUGGAGCUGAUUUUUGGUGAAGAGAAAGCGGAGGAAGUUGUUACGGCGAGUCCAGCGUGGCAGUUACCGGCGGUGAAACCAAAGAGUGUUGAAAGAGGAAUGAAGGUUGUUACUGGAUUAGCCUCUCUGCUCAAGGAAAAACCAUAGAACUAAAUUUUGUUCAAUGUUAAUUUUUUUUUUUUUUCUUUUUUGGAUUAUGAAUUAAAAAUUAAAAAUAUUGUUAAAAGAGAAAUUUUCGGAUAAGGAUCUUUUAUUUUAUUUUUUCAUUUGAAAUAUUUUUGGUUUUCUUGUCCUUGAAUUUUUGUUUACAAGGAAAAAAUCUCUGUAAGAAGCAACUUUUUCUUUUUUUCCUUUUUCUUUUGGCUUUUUGGACACAAUGUAAGAAGGUACUAUAUUCUGUAAUAAAAUAAAAUAGUUCAAAUAAAAAUAGUGUUAUCAUUAUCAUUA